AUGCCUCCACCCACUUCUCUUCGCCCUCCGGCUCCUCCGCCUCGCAAGAAGGCUGCAACGAGUGGUGGCACCUCCCGCCAACCCCCCUCCACGCCGGCCGGCGUCUGCUCCGCUUCCCAACCAGCUUGCCUUCUUACAGCCCUGCCGGCCUCUUCCGGCGCGGUAGCUCUGCCUCCUCCGCCUCCGCUGACAGCUACUUCGCCCCCUCCUUCAGCUUCGUCCAGCACCACUCCAGCAUGGCCUUCGAUGACCCCGCCACCUCUUCCGGGCCCUUCUGCUGUUGCUCUUGGCGGAGCUUCCUCAUCCUCUGCCCUUUCCAGCAGCUCUAUUAGCAGCACGGUUCCUGACCCUGAGAAUAGGGGUUCUUUUAGAGCCGUCGCAACUUCAACUGCUCCUGUUACUGCUCCCCAGCCUGUCCUGGCUUUACAGUUUCAGCCUCCUCAGAAUGAUCUUGCUUCCGUGGCUAUCCAGGAGUAG
This is a messenger RNA of Xenopus laevis (African clawed frog), 477 nucleotides long. RefSeq names its product mucin-7-like. The coding region runs from base 1 to 477 and encodes 158 amino acids. Lineage: Eukaryota; Metazoa; Chordata; Amphibia; Anura; Pipidae. The transcript has a single exon. The record is from RefSeq and is a predicted model, not a curated record.